This is a messenger RNA of Ambispora leptoticha, 600 nucleotides long. NCBI's taxonomy places the organism in Eukaryota, Fungi, Glomeromycota, Glomeromycetes, Archaeosporales, Ambisporaceae. The record is from the annotation of a GenBank genome assembly.
AUGUAUAUAUUUGACCGUCAUUGCGCGUGUAUAUUUUACAUAGACUGGCACCGUCAUCGAAAAAGUGGAAGUGUAGGCGUCACCACCUCAACUACAAGCGCAACUGCCAGUAUGAAUGGUCACCCAGAAGAAUUUGUGUCGCCGUCCGCAUCUACCGUUACUCCAUCAACAACAGGUCAUAAUAUUACCAGUCAUCACUCUACAACUUCACAGCUGACGAAUACAAGUUUAUUCUCGGAUAGUAGGCUAAUAAAUUUGGAUGAGGAAGCAAAAUUGGUGUAUGGGGUGGUGUUCUCACUGAGAAAUUUUGUGAGAAAGUUAAGUGGCAGUCAAGAUGGAUUCUUAUCAUAUCGCACAUCCCAUUAUAAAUUGCAUUACUACGAAACGCCAACUGGACUCAAAUUUGUGAUUAAUACUGAUCCGGCGGUAGAUAAAUUACGUCCAGUUCUACGGCAGAUUUACACAAAUUUUUAUGUAGAAUAUGUUGUCAAGAAUCCUUUGUCACCGGCUGAACAUCCCAGUGGGGAAGGAGUGAAUAAUGAGUAUUUUCGAGCAGCGGUAGAUAAAUUUGUAAAGAGUUUACCGGUUUUCGAAUCUUGA